CUAAAACCGUUGGUUGCAGUUUGUCAUUAGUCCGUUUGAAUUUUUGUUUACUUUACCUGUGUAGUGGUAUGAAAUAUUUAAAUAUUCCAAAUUCUACACAUUUUUUACCAAAAGGCGUGUGAAGAGAGUAGAAAACAGUCCAUUGGCAUUCGAAGUGAAUAGUUUCGCCUGUAUAUAUUAAAUCAUUAUGUUUUUUCAAAUCUCCCCAGUUGUUGGCAGGAAGCGAAAACCUGUUGAGCAAAAAAAGCCGGAACAAGAGGAAAUUGACACUUUAUCCCUUGCACCGUUUGGUGAAAAUCCAAAAAUCGUUUUUGAUAAUGUUAUAGUUGGUACCACAAUAAAAAGGAAACUGGUUAUAAAAAAUCCCACUAAUCAGGAUAUUACUUUGUUUGUUAGGACAUCUGUACCAGAUGAACUAAACUUCUCUCUGAGCUGGAACAAAGCUACUAUUGAAAAGAACAAUGAGCAUCUCUUAGAAAUGAUAUGGGCCCCUAUAAAAAAAGAGGCCUCUAGAUAUUCGUUUAUACUCUUAGAUGGUAAAAGGAUCAGUAGAAACAUAGGGGUUACUUUUAAGGCUAUAUGUGCAAAGCAGGAAAAGACCGGAAAUGGCACAAAAAAACCAAAAACAGCAGUGAACCUUCCGCUUAUCCGAAAACCUGUUUCACCAGUGAAAAAACUGCGACCUCUUAAAAACUCUCCUAUUAGAAAUCCUUUGAAAAAUCGACAUUCACCCUCACCCCAUCGAAAAUAUUCCAAUAACAACGGUGAAGUUGCGUCACACAAAAAAUACUCAUCGCAUGGUAGCUUGAAACCUGCACUUAAAGAAAAUAAAGAAAAUACGUCGCCUGUUAGACAAGAGAUGGGGAACUUCUUAAGCCCAACUAAUAACCCGUUUUUCACAGACAAGUUCAACGCUAACUAUGAGAGGCGGGACACCUACGUGGUUGACAAGGAAAACAUUCCGAAAAACGCAACUUUUCAAUUGGCACCUUCACCGUUGGACACGAAAGAGUCGUUUUACCUGCACAGUGAAGAAAACUCGCCAUAUUUUAGGGACAGCUUAGACUCACCGAGAAUGGACGUUUUAAGGACGCGUAACGUUAUCGAAGAGAAAACGCCCACGUUGGAGAGUUUGGUGCGACCGAGAAAGCGACUGGGUUCUACUACCAACACGUUUGAGGAUCGAUUGAAGGUGAAUAAGUUCACGUUUUCGCCGGGGGUAGCUGUGACACCGCAAGCCGAGCAUACGUUCACGUUUGCCCCCGAGGUGUAUUCUACCGGCACCAAACCCCCUUCGAGCAAUAAUUCUUUGGAGAAUGCGAAUACCUUUACCGCCUUGGAUUUUUCUUCAAAUACUAAUGCCAACGGAGUAUCGACCAAAUGGGAUUUGCGUACAAGCAACAAGACCUUCGUAAACUGUAACUCUAGCGACUGCAGCCUCGAAACCUAUUUAAGAGAAAACAUUAGCGGCGACACUUUCGUCAAGGCAAACGUAAGCGGUGAAACGUUCACUAAAGCAAACGUUACGGGAGACACCUAUGUCAAAGACAACUCAAUAGGUAACAUAGAUCAAUUAGAUCUAUCUCCUGUAACAACUAAAACGUUCUUAAUACCGUCACCUGUGCGCACACUGUGUGGUACAUCUCCUAUGACCGAACGUAGCACAGUAUUAGGCAAAAAAUUGUCAAUGAUCGCGGAAGAAACGAUUACAAUGAACGAAACAGUCCAGUGUAACACUUUUAGAGUGUCAACAAGCAGCGGAGGAUUGCACUUGACUAAAUAUUUAAACGCUUCGGUCAAAGGACAACUACAACCACUCUUCAGCAUAUCGGAGACCACUACAAAAACGGUUACAGUAAAAAACCCACUUGUCUAUGCCAGAAUGGUCGAUCCAUUCAUGACCCCCGGGAUUUCUUCCGACGACGAGUGGAUCGAAGAACAGAUGCACAAUUUCACAAAAUGGUUGAAUGCACUGCUCACUCCGCCCGACGAGCUUGAAACGAACACAGAAAUCGACGUGGCGAAAGUGUGGCGCGAGUGCAGCAAAAAAGAGGUCAGCGAGGCGCCCUCCAAAGAGGCUCUCGCACUCAAAUGUCACACCAAUAAAAAACUCGAUUUUGUACGAAGACAGGCCCGGCAACUGUAUCGGUCCGCGGAAGUGAGCGCCGUGUUACAAAAAGUCGACAAUGUCAUCGAAACUGGCAGACUCUCAAUUAGGGAAGACAAGGAUCCGCACUUAAAUCUACAACUGAAGUCCGACGUAACCCGUUUAAUAUUAGGUUACAAUCCGUUAUGGCUCAGGAUCGGAUUGGAGACGAUUUACGACGAGAUCGUUCCGAUGCGGUCCAAUUCGGACACGCACACUUUAGCCACGUUUAUUUUGGAACGGUUACUAAAAGACCCACAGUUGAUGAGGAGGUAUAAGAACGUUUAUGCCAGUAAAUACUCGGUUGAGUUGAAGAAGUUUAUUUUGAAAAAGUUUCUUAGUUUGGUGUAUUUCCUGGAUAGGGCCAAGUCGGAGAAGCUGAUACAGCACGACCCGUGUCUGUUUUGCAAAAACGCUCUUGAAAAAGAAAGUAAACUGGUCCUAACGCAUUUUGCGAGAGAAACCCUUUCGGCUGUAGGGGAUAUCACUAAAUACCUGAAAUGUUUAGGUUAUGUGGUCACCCACGUGCAACAAUAUAUUCAUGAGUUUGAUUAUGCGGUGAAAAAUUUAGGAGGCGACUUACGUGACGGAGUGCGACUCACUCGAGUAAUGGAAAUCAUCCAAAUGCGAAGCGAUUUAACCGCGAAACUUCGCGUGCCGGCUAUUUCCAGACUACAAAAGAUCCAUAACUUGCAAGUGGUCUUUAAGUCGUUACAAGACUGCGGAUACAAGAUCCAGCAUGAUAUCGGGCCAAAGGACAUCGUUGAGGGACAUAAGGAGAAAAAUUUAUCGUUUUUAUGGCAGAUCAUUUACAAGUUCGAGGCUCCGUUGAUGGUGAAAAGUGCCACCACUAUUCAGACCUGGUUCCGGAGUCUUCCGGUGCAAAUUAAGCGGGAUCAGCUCAGGAGGGAGAGAGAGAAACGAGAAAACGCCGCCAGAAAGAUCCAGUUGUGGUAUCGCAGACAGAAGUUGGCCGAAAAAUAUUUUGCCCUAGGGGAGUUUAUCGAUAGUUACAUUGAACAGAGACGGAGACAUCGGGCAGCCGUUAAAAUCCAGAGUUUUUUCCGAAUGUGGGUUUGCCAAAGGCAGUUUGAGGUCCAGUAUAGGACCGUAACCAUGCUUCAAGCAUAUGCCAAGGGUUGGCUUGUAAGAAACUAUCAUCGGCAACGAAUUAUUGCUUGUAUAACAAUUCAGAAAGUAUUCAGAGGUUUUCUUUGCAGAAAGCGUUAUUUAGCACUGCACAAGUCUGUUGUUCUGGUGCAGCAAAGGUUUAAAGCCAACAGAUUGAUGACUAUUGAAAAACAGCGUUUUGAAAGCUUAAGAGAGCAUGUUGUAAAGGUGCAAAGGCGAUUUAGAGCAACCAGACAAAUGAAACUUGACAGGGAGCGGUAUUUAGCAAUGAAAUUUGCGGCAAUAAAAAUACUGUCUUGGUACAGGAUGUGUGUCACAAAAAAACGCUUUAUGCAAUUAAAGGAGUCCACAAUAUUAAUCCAAAAGACUUAUAGAGCCCAAAGGGAGAUGAAGUUGACCCGUUUAAGGUAUCUGGCUCUAAAACAAGCUGCGAUUUUCAUUCAACGUAGAUUUAGGGCUAAUAAAGAAAUAAAACAAGAGGCACUUUUGCGGCAAGAAGCUGCCGCCUUAAAAAUUCAGAGCUACUUUAAAAUGUGCCGUUUAAGAAACGAUUUUUUGAAGCUCAAAAGUGCCACAGUAACAGUCCAAGUACGUUUCAGAGCUCUGAUUGCGAUGAAACGUGAUAGAGCGUAUUAUUUGGCUCUAAAAGAAGCGACAAUAGUCAUUCAAAGACGGUUUAGGGCCAAUCAAAUGAUGACUAUUGAAAAACAGCGUUACGAAUGCUUAAGAGAGCAUGUUGUAAAGGUGCAAAAGAGGUUUAGAGCGACCAGACAAAUGAAACUUGACAGGGAGCGGUAUAUAGCAAUAAAAUCUACGGCAAUAAAAAUACAGUCUUGGUAUAGAAUGUGUGUCACAAAAAAACGCUUUAUACAAUUAAAAGAGUCCGCAAUAUUAAUCCAAAAGACUUAUAGAGCCCAAAGGGAGAUGAAGUUGACCCGUUUAAGGUAUCUGGCUCUAAAACAAGCUGCGAUUUUCAUUCAACGUAGAUUUAGGGCUAAUAAAGAAAUAAAACAAGAGGCACUUUUGCGGCAAGAAGCUGCCGCCUUAAAAAUUCAGAGCUACUUUAAAAUGUGCCGUUUAAGAAACGAUUUUUUGAAGCUCAAAAGUGCCACAGUAACAGUCCAAGUACGUUUCAGAGCUCUGAUUGCGAUGAAACGUGAUAGAGCGUAUUAUUUGGCUCUAAAAGAAGCGACAAUAGUCAUUCAAAGACGGUUUAGGGCCAAUCAAAUGAUGACUAUUGAAAAACAGCGUUACGAAUGCUUAAGAGAGCAUGUUGUAAAGGUGCAAAAGAGGUUUAGAGCGACCAGACAAAUGAAACUUGACAGGGAGCGGUAUAUAGCAAUAAAAUCUACGGCAAUAAAAAUACAGUCUUGGUAUAGAAUGUGUGUCACAAAAAAACGCUUUAUACAAUUAAAAGAGUCCGCAAUAUUAAUCCAAAAGACUUAUAGAGCCCAAAGGGAGACGAAGUUGACCCGUUUAAGGUAUCUGGCUCUAAAACAAGCUGCGAUUUUCAUUCAACGUAGAUUUAGGGCUAAUAAAGAAAUAAAACAAGAGGCACUUUUGCGGCAAGAAGCUGCCGCCUUAAAAAUUCAGAGCUACUUUAAAAUGUGCCGUUUAAGAAACGAUUUUUUGAAGCUCAAAAGUGCCACUGUAACAGUCCAAGUGCGUUUCAGAGCUCUGAUUGCGAUGAAACGUGAUAGAGCGUAUUAUUUGGCUCUAAAAGGAGCGACAAGAGUCAUUCAAAGACGGUUUAGGGCCAACGUGGCAGCAAGAACGUGCAGAGAAGACUUCGUAGCUCUUAGAAGCGCCGCUAUUACAAUACAGCGCCGAUUUCGAAUCAAUAAAUUAGUAGCGACUCAAAUGAUGGAAUACUGCAGACUGAAAUGGGCUGCGAUAGUGAUCCAACGUCGCUAUAGAGCUAAUAAAGCGAUGAAAGAACAGAUGGAGAAGUUUAAGACGUUGAGGAGCGCUACGUUUGUUAUGCAGCGUCGUUGGAAGGCGACGCUUUUAGCUAGGGAGCAAAGAAGGAGUUUCUUGAAAUUCAAAGAGUCUUUGAUUAUAAUUCAGCGGUUUUAUAGGGAUUAUGUGCUGACGAAGAGGUUACGUAGUCGGUUUUUGGAGGUGAGGGAGGCGGUGUUGCAGAUUCAGAGGUUUAGCCGAGGGUAUUUGGUGAGGAAGAAAUAUGCGGCGCUGUUAAAACCUGAAGCUGUAGAGUCUAGGAGAAUGUUGAGGGUACAGUCUGCUGCCGCUGUUAAGAUCCAGGCACUCUUCAGGGGUUACCGCAUAAGAAAAUCGAAUAUUCCCGAAGUGAUUGCUCUGAGAAAACGACGUGAGAAUCGAGCGAUUCACCAUAAACCCGCUGGCGGAACGAUGACGCUCGCAGAACGUUGCGACGUCGCGAUGACCUGCAUGAUUGCCGAAAACUCUUCACUGUUGAUGGUGAUCAGUGCAUUAGAAGAUAUCGAUUUCAUCUCACGUCACUCGCAAAGGCUCUGCCUAGUUCUAAGUCAGAUACUCCCGAUCCAGUUAUAUUUAAUCAUAAAGUCAGCGGCCAGAUCCCUCCCGGAAAUGAACGCCCUGAACACCGCCACGGCGAUUCUGAUUAAUUUUUGCAAAUAUCCGAAGACCCGUGAGCACAGUUGGUCGGAGGAGCACAUCGACGAUCUGGUCAACGUUAUGUUACAUUGGUGCGACAAGGAGGCACCGCUGUUUUCCACCCUUUGCACGCUGGUCUGGCUUUUUGGACAUGAAGACAAAUGGAAGAAGGUUCUCAUCUCAUUACCAAACAUCCAACAGAGGUUCAGCAAAAUUCGCUCCUUAGUAAAUCGGAAGCAAAGUAUGGUAAUGAAAUCGACACGGAUAAACCAUAAAUCACCCUUCGGCCCUAUAAACGGUCUUAAACUGCCGACAAGAACGGCCAAUUGGGGUCUGGACUAUGAUCGACCCAACACCUUUACGAAUGCCGUGUUUGCCGUUACGAACGUGAUGAAAAUUUUGAAUUUUCUAGAUAAGUGAUAUGAUAUUUUUGUACCGAAUUGUUAAGUAAUAUUUAUUGUUUUUGUUUAUUGUAUAUUUAUGUUUUGUUUUUACUUUUCUUGUAUUUUAAUGGCUUGACUUCUCGAAUGUAAUUUUAAUAAGUUUCACAAAA
Messenger RNA from Anthonomus grandis grandis, 6425 nucleotides. It is a transcript of the gene asp, whose product is annotated as abnormal spindle-like microcephaly-associated protein homolog. NCBI's taxonomy places the organism in Eukaryota, Metazoa, Arthropoda, Insecta, Coleoptera, Curculionidae. The transcript is spliced from 8 exons. Gene Ontology annotation, molecular function: protein binding. The record is from RefSeq and is a predicted model, not a curated record. Gene Ontology annotation, biological process: mitotic cell cycle; spindle organization; establishment of meiotic spindle localization. Gene Ontology annotation, cellular component: spindle pole. The coding region runs from base 188 to 6292 and encodes 2034 amino acids.